GAUUUAAUUGAAAUUGAAGAUUCUGACAAAGAAAGAGUAACCAAAAAACCAAAAACCAAAAAAGAUGAUUGCUUAUCAAGAGAAUCGAGACUUUCUUAUGAUGAAUCUACUACUACAGAUAUAUCUAAUUUAAUUUCAGCUCUUCAUGAAUAUCUUGAACUUCUUACAAAUGCUUUGAAUAGUUCAACUGAGA
Messenger RNA from Racocetra persica, 193 nucleotides. Lineage: Eukaryota; Fungi; Glomeromycota; Glomeromycetes; Diversisporales; Gigasporaceae. The record is from the annotation of a GenBank genome assembly.